UUUUUUUUCGGUUUUAAAAGAUUUAUUUGUAUGUGAGUACACUGUUGCUGUCUUCAGCUACACCAGAAGAGGGCAUCAGAUCCCAUUACAGAUGGUUGUGAACUACCAUGUGGCUGCUGGGAUUUGAACUCAGGACCUCUGGAAGAGCAAUCAGAGUUCUUAACCGCUGAGCCAUCUCUCUAACCCAUGACUUUAUAGUUAAGUAUCUGUAUUAUGCACAUUGCUCUACACCUAUAUUUCUCUCUGAGUAUGUCUCUCUCUGACUCUUUCACUAUCACAUAUAUCUGGUUAGGAUCCUUAAAAUAGUUCAGGGUAGAAUCUGGAUGUGGUAGUACAUAUCUAUAGCCCUACCUACUCAAAAUACCAAGAUAGUUGAAUUGCUUGAGUACACAAGUUCAAGACCAGCCUGAUCAACAUAAUAGCGAUACACCAUCUUAAAAAAAAGGGGGGGGGUAGGGGAUUUAGCUCAGUGGUAGAGCACUUGCCUAGCAUGCGCAAGGGCCUGGGUUUGGUCCCCAGCUCCGAAGGAAAAAGAAAAGAAAAGAAAAGAAAAGAAAAGAAGCCAGAAAGGUUCGUCAGUUAAGCACACUGGCUGCUCUUGUAGAGGACUCAGGUUCAAUUCCUAGUAUGCACUCAGUGUCUCACAACUGUAUGGUACUCUAGUUCUAGGGGAUUCAGUGUCCUCCAAAACCACAAACCUACAUUCAGGCAAAAUAUCCAUACACAUAAAAAAUGAUAAUAAUAAAAACUUUUUAAAAUCCAUGGUAAAGGGAUAGUAAAUGAUUCACACGUGAUGUAGAGGAGGGUGGUAGAGGUGGGAAGGAGAUGGAUUCCAGAGCUAUUUGAGAGUUGGGAAUGGAGACUUCUGCCUGUAAGCCCAGUUCUUGAGAAGUAGAGACAGGAGGACCAGGGGUUUAAAGUCAUCCUUGGCCACAUAACAAGUGAAACCUCAUGCCAAACAAACAAGCAAACAAAGGCCAAACAAACAAUGACAAAAGACAAGGUUGAGGAUUUAGCUCAGUGGUAGAGCACUUGCCUAGGAAGCACAAGGCCCUGGGUUCGGUCCCCAGCUCUGAAAAAAAAAAAAAAACCCAAUGACAAAGACAACCUGUAUCUAUUUUGGAAUUUUACAAACCAAAAUUAAAAAGAGCCAUAGGGUUUGGGACUAGAGCUCAGUAGCAGAGCACCCAUUUAGAGGCUAUGAAGCUCUAUGUUUAGGGCACUGGGUUUUAUCCCUACCACCAAAGCUGUAUCAUUUUCUUGCAGUUCAUCUACAAAAGAGACAAGGGUGUGCUUGGGAACUUCGCUAAGACCUUGCAUUGUUGCUCUGCAUACAUUCUAUACCAGCCUUUCUCUCCCAGAUGGCUGAGUGAGGCCACAUCAGCUUUCACCACAAGGCCAGAUGCCUGUUGCUUCCAAAUUCUGAAGCCCACAAUGCCCAGUUUCUGAUUGUUCCUCAACGAGACUUGAAGCUUGGAAAAGGAACUUGUUUCCUAAACACUUUUCUGUGUAGGAAGUAACUUUCACAUCUGAGUUUCAUCUGAGACUUUCACAGGCAGAAUUUACUGGAAUCAAACAAUUGUAGGUUUGAAUUCUGGCUCUCCCACUUCAUUCGUCUCAUCUGCAAGAUGGGGAGAAUACUACUCUCCAGCACUUGGCUCUUAAAGAAAGGUAGACACCAUUAUCUCUAAUAUUCCUAAGUAAUGAAAGGAUUACUUAAUUUCAUUUUAUGAACAAGAAAAUCAAGGGUCAGGGCCGUGAGGUACUUGGCAGGUCCCAGUGAGUAAAUACCUAUUCCAGGAAGGCAUCCCUUUGUAUUUCCAUAUGCUCAUAAAAGUUCCUGCUGCAUAGUAUGACUUUCACAAAUACAAAUUAAUGGAUUCGACAUCACUGGCGUAAAAGAGUGCUCAGUUUCCUUUUGCCCCAUGGUAUGUCUGGGCUAAGGACAUUAGGAAGGCUGGGUGGUGCCAAGACAAAAGCUUGAUCAGUUAUUUACUCUUUACAGAGAUGUCCCUCGGGUUGAAAAGCAAAAUGAGGAACAGCAAACUUACCAACCUUACUUUUAUUCAUUGUCUCCUGUCCAGCUCUAUGACGUUACAUUAUUAUUAUUAUUAUUAUUAUUAUUAUUAUUAGUAGUAGUAGUAGUAGUAGUAGUAGUAGUAGUAGUAUUGAGUUUUUGAAAUGGAGUUUAGUUAGUUCUGUCUAUCCUGGAACUAGCUCUGUAGACCAGGAUAGCCUUGGACUCACAGAAAUUUACCUACCUUUGCCUCCUGAGUACUGGGAUUAAAGGUGUAUGCCACCAGGUCUGCCCAUAAUUUUUGAGACAAGAACUCACUGAGUAGCCUGCCUCUGCCUCCCUAGUGCUGGGAUUAAAUGCAUGUGCCAUCACUGCCCGGCCAUUAGUAAUAAUAUUAUUAUUACUUUGUGAGACAGGAUCUUACUAUGUAGCUCAGGCUGGUCUCAAACUCAAAAGAAACAAAAAUGUAAACAUUUUGGGUUUUUUGUAGCAGUAGUUGCUACAAAAGUGAAUACACACAUUAUGCUAAGUGUUUAUACAGUUACAAUGUAUACAGAACAGUUGAAAGCCUUCAUUAAAAUGCUGAUGGCCAAUGACACUGGGAUGAAAAUAAUGUAUUUUUACUCUAUGUGGGACUGAAGCUUAUUAAAAUCCACAUUCUCUAGGGAGUGAGGAGCUUCCUGCUUUCCUUUAAAAACAAAAACCUCAGAGUCCAGUAAAUUUUCACUCAGCAGCAGACACGCAGAAUGGGAGAGGGUGACGGGGAGGAAGGGGGCGGAGAUUCCUCGAAAUCACCGCCUUCCGUGGUUCACACUGAAAAGACCUGGGAGAAGAAGCAAAGGACAUUGGGGAGGAGCUGACAACCAGCUUGGGAGCUAGGGUGUGUGCGUGCGCGUGCGCGAGCGUGUGCGACCGUGCAUGGGUGCGUAUAAGUCCAGGCUCACUACAUAUGGACACUAGCUCCUCUUCCGGUAUGUCUGGAGACUGCGCAUGCGCAUCGCUGGCCUUUAAACGUGCACCGCCGGUCCAUCCGGUAAAAGGAUCCGGCAAUCAGAUUACAAUUUUGUUCCUCCGCCAAUUAGAUGAACUAUUUUCUCUCAGCUUGAGAAAUGUUUCUAACUAACCACUCUCAAAUAGGGGGCAUAUACAAUCCGAUUUCUCUCGUUCAUCACAGGAUGAAGGCUUCCUAGGGUUUUUUCCAACUCAAAGUAAACGAAACUCGGAGAGACACCUUGCGGAGGGAUCUGGUUUGUUGUGGUGAGGUACAGAGGUGGGGGGGAGGAGACGCUGACAAACCAAGAUGGCGGUGGCAGCGAUGAAACCUGCGGCGACUGGCACUUACCUGUAGUAGUGAAGGCUUCAAUAGUUGGGAGGCAGCGGUAGGGUUUGGAAGAAACGGAACAAGACUAAGAACCGGUAAUCGGAAUCUCAGCCUGAGACUUUUAGAGCACGGCACCCGCCCCCCAAGCCCUUGACGGGCGGUGGCCGUCCUGCUUAGGGCCUAGACUCUGAGAAGUGCAUCGGUUUCAGACAGCGGCGGCGCCAUGAGUCCUUAAGGGCGGCCUGAGCCCUCCGGAUCUCUGGCCCAGCCCUCGGGCCCACCAUGGAGCUGGGGUCCGACGAUUUCCUACCGCCGCCGGAGUGUCCGGUGUUCGAGCCUAGCUGGGCCGAGUUCCGAGACCCUCUAGGCUACAUCGCGAAAAUCAGACCCAUCGCCGAGAAGUCCGGCAUUUGCAAGAUCCGCCCACCCGCGGACUGGCAGCCACCCUUUGCUGUGGAAGUGGACAACUUCAGGUUUACCCCCCGAAUCCAGAGGUUGAAUGAGCUGGAGGCCCAGACAAGAGUGAAACUGAACUAUUUGGACCAGAUUGCCAAAUUCUGGGAGAUCCAGGGCUCAUCCUUAAAGAUUCCCAAUGUAGAACGGCGGAUCUUGGACCUCUAUAGCCUCAGCAAAAUUGUGGUGGAAGAAGGUGGUUAUGAAACUAUCUGCAAGGACCGUCGAUGGGCCCGUGUGGCCCAGCGCCUCAACUAUCCACCUGGCAAAAACAUUGGUUCCUUGCUACGCUCUCACUAUGAACGUAUUGUUUAUCCCUAUGAAAUGUACCAGUCUGGAGCCAACCUUGUGUGUAACACACGCCCAUUUGAUAAUGAGGAAAAGGACAAGGAAUAUAAACCCCACAGCAUCCCCCUUCGACAGUCUGUGCAGCCUUCCAAGUUCAACAGUUAUGGACGACGGGCAAAGAGACUACAGCCAGAUCCGGAACCCACAGAGGAAGACAUUGAAAAGAAUCCAGAAUUGAAGAAGCUACAGAUAUAUGGAGCAGGUCCCAAGAUGAUGGGACUGGGCCUGAUGGCCAAGGAUAAGAAUCUGCGGAAAAAAGAUAAAGAAGGGCCUGAGUGUCCCCCCACUGUGGUGGUAAAGGAGGAAUUAGGUGGGGAUGUCAAGAUGGAAUCAGCCUCACCCAAGACUUUCCUAGAAGGCAAGGAGGAACUGAGUCACAGCCCUGAGCCCUGCACCAAGAUGACCAUGAGACUACGAAGGAACCACAGCAAUGCCCAGUUUAUUGAGUCAUAUGUAUGCCGAAUGUGUUCCCGAGGAGAUGAAGAUGACAAACUCUUACUGUGUGAUGGCUGUGAUGACAAUUACCACAUCUUUUGCCUGCUGCCUCCUUUGCCUGAAAUCCCGAAAGGUGUCUGGAGGUGUCCAAAGUGUGUCAUGGCGGAGUGUAAGCGGCCCCCUGAAGCCUUUGGCUUUGAGCAAGCUACCCGGGAAUAUACUCUUCAGAGCUUUGGAGAGAUGGCUGACUCCUUUAAAGCAGACUACUUCAACAUGCCUGUGCAUAUGGUACCCACAGAACUUGUAGAGAAGGAGUUCUGGCGGCUGGUGAAUAGCAUCGAGGAAGACGUAACUGUGGAGUAUGGGGCUGACAUCCAUUCCAAAGAAUUUGGCAGCGGUUUCCCUGUCAGUGACAGUAAGCGGCACCUAACCCCAGAGGAGGAGGAGUAUGCCACAAGUGGCUGGAACCUGAAUGUGAUGCCUGUGUUGGAGCAGUCUGUACUGUGCCACAUCAAUGCAGAUAUAUCUGGCAUGAAGGUACCAUGGCUGUAUGUGGGAAUGGUCUUCUCAGCCUUUUGCUGGCAUAUCGAGGAUCAUUGGAGUUACUCUAUUAACUACCUCCACUGGGGUGAGCCAAAAACCUGGUAUGGAGUCCCAUCGCUUGCAGCAGAACACUUGGAAGAAGUGAUGAAGAAGCUGACACCAGAGCUUUUUGAUAGCCAGCCUGAUCUCCUUCACCAACUUGUUACUCUCAUGAAUCCUAACACACUCAUGUCCCAUGGUGUGCCGGUUGUUCGCACAAACCAGUGUGCAGGAGAAUUUGUCAUCACUUUUCCUCGUGCUUACCACAGUGGUUUCAACCAAGGCUACAACUUUGCUGAAGCAGUCAACUUUUGCACUGCUGACUGGCUGCCUGCUGGACGCCAGUGCAUUGAGCACUACCGACGACUACGAAGAUACUGUGUCUUUUCUCAUGAGGAGCUCAUUUGCAAGAUGGCUGCCUGCCCUGAGAAGCUGGACCUGAACCUGGCAGCAGCUGUACAUAAGGAGAUGUUCAUUAUGGUGCAGGAGGAGCGGCGUCUACGAAAGGCUCUGUUGGAAAAGGGUAUCACCGAGGCUGAGCGAGAGGCUUUUGAGCUGCUUCCAGAUGAUGAACGUCAGUGCAUAAAGUGCAAGACCACAUGUUUCCUAUCUGCCCUGGCUUGCUAUGACUGCCCAGAUGGCCUUGUCUGCCUUUCUCACAUCAAUGACCUCUGCAAGUGCUCCAGUAGCCGCCAGUACCUUCGGUACCGGUACACCUUGGAUGAGCUCCCUGCUAUGCUGCAUAAACUCAAAGUUCGAGCUGAGUCCUUUGACACCUGGGCUAACAAAGUACGAGUAGCCCUGGAGGUGGAAGAUGGGCGGAAGCGCAGCCUGGAAGAACUGAGAGCACUAGAAUCUGAGGCUCGUGAGCGAAGGUUUCCUAACAGUGAGCUUCUACAGCGACUGAAGAACUGCCUGAGUGAGGCAGAGGCUUGUGUGUCCCGGGCUCUGGGAUUGGUCAGUGGCCAGGAAGCUGGCCCUGACAGGGUGGCUGGUGUACAGAUGACUCUGGCCGAGCUACAGGAUUUUCUGGGCCAGAUGAACAACCUACCCUGUGCCAUGCACCAGAUUGGGGAUGUCAAGGGUAUUCUGGAACAGGUGGAAGCCUACCAGACUGAGGCCCGUGAGGCCCUGGUCUCACAGCCCUCCAGUCCAGGGCUGCUGCAAUCCCUAUUGGAGAGAGGGCAGCAGCUGGGUGUGGAGGUACCUGAAGCCCAGCAGCUCCAAAGGCAGGUGGAACAGGCUCGGUGGCUGGAUGAGGUAAAACGCACGCUGGCUCCCUCUGCCCGAAGGGGUACCCUGGCCAUCAUGCGGGGACUGUUGGUUGCGGGCGCCAGUGUAGCCCCUAGCCCUGCUGUGGAUAAGGCCCAGGCAGAGCUUCAGGAGCUGCUGACCAUCGCUGAACGCUGGGAAGAGAAAGCCCACCUCUGCUUAGAGGCCAGGCAGAAGCAUCCACCAGCCACACUUGAGGCCAUAAUCCAUGAAGCAGAAAACAUCCCGGUUCAUCUGCCCAAUAUCCAGUCUCUCAAGGAGGCUCUUGCUAAGGCCCGAGCAUGGAUUGCUGAUGUGGAUGAGAUCCAAAAUGGUGACCACUACCCUUGUUUGGAUGACUUGGAGGGCCUUGUGGCUGUGGGUCGGGACCUCCCUGUGGGGCUGGAGGAACUGAGACAGCUAGAGCUGCAGGUACUGACAGCACACUCCUGGAGAGAAAAGGCCUCCAAGACCUUCCUCAAGAAGAACUCCUGCUACACUUUAUUGGAGGUGCUCUGCCCGUGUGCAGACGCCGGCUCAGACAGCACCAAACGCAGCCGGUGGAUGGAGAAGGAGCUGGGGUUGUACAAAUCUGACACAGAGCUGUUGGGGCUGUCUGCGCAGGACCUCAGGGACCCAGGCUCUGUGAUCGUGGCCUUCAAAGAGGGGGAGCAGAAGGAGAAGGAAGGGAUCCUACAGCUUCGUCGUACCAACUCAGCCAAGCCAAGUCCACUGGCAUCGUUGACAACAAACUCGUCUACAGCUUCUAUCUGCGUGUGUGGGCAAGUGCCAGCUGGGGUGGGAGCUCUGCAGUGUGACCUGUGUCAGGACUGGUUCCAUGGGCGCUGUGUGACAGUACCCCGCCUCCUCAGCUCCCAGAGGUCCAGUCUUACCUCAUCCCCACUGCUGGCCUGGUGGGAAUGGGACACCAAAUUCUUGUGCCCUCUGUGUAUGCGCUCACGGCGCCCACGCUUGGAAACCAUCCUGGCACUGCUGGUAGCCCUACAGAGACUGCCUGUACGGCUGCCUGAGGGUGAGGCUCUACAGUGCCUCACAGAGAGAGCCAUCAGCUGGCAAGGCCGUGCCAGGCAGGUUUUGGCCUCUGAGGAAGUGACUGCUCUGUUGGGACGGCUGGCUGAACUCCGCCAACGGCUACAGGCUGAAUCCAAGCCUGAGGAAUCCCUGGCCUACUCUUCAGAUGGUGGAGAUGGCACUGGCAAUAUGCCUAAGGUCCAGGGGCUGUUGGAGAAUGGGGACAGUGUGACCAGUCCUGAAAAGGUAGCCACAGAGGAGGGCUCAGGUAAGAGAGAUCUGGAGCUGCUAUCCUCGCUAUUACCACAGUUGACUGGCCCUGUGUUGGAACUGCCUGAGGCAACCCGAGCCCCACUAGAGGAACUUAUGAUGGAAGGGGAUCUGCUUGAGGUGACCUUAGAUGAGAAUCAUAGCAUCUGGCAGCUGCUGCAGGCUGGGCAGCCUCCAGACUUGAAGAGGGUCCAGACACUUCUGGAGCUGGAGAAGGCAGAGCGCCAUGGGAGUCGGACACGAGGCCGAGCCCUAGAGAGGAGACGGCGGAGGAAGGUGGAUCGGGGUGGGGAGCCCGAUGAUCCGGCACGAGAGGAGCUAGAGCCAAAGAGGGUACGGAGCUCAGGACCAGAAGCCGAGGAAGUCCAGGAGGAAGAGGAGCUGGAGGAGGAGACUGGGGGUGAGGUCCCUCCUGUACCCUUCCCCAACAAUGGCAGUCCCAGCACCCAGGAGGACCAGGAUGGCUUAGAACCAGUGUUAGACGCUGGUUCUGACACCUCAGCCCCUUUCUCUACUCUGACUUCCCGGCUGUUGAUGUCCUGCCCACAGCAGCCAUCUCUGCAACAAUUGUGACAAUGGCUGAGCCUAGCACAGACCCCAACAAAGAUCCUUCCUUGGCCUCAAGGAUCCUUUCUGACCAUCAAGCCUGCUUCUUGGAGGUGGGCGGGUAGGUGGAGAGACUCCCCCCUCACCACCAUCCCCAAGACCGUGACUUUUAUAUUCUGACUCCAAGGUAUUGUUCAGACCUCAGCUCCUGGGGGCCGGCCCCUGGAGUCCUGCGUCCCUGGUAACCUCUAACCAGCAUUCCCAGACACCAGAGGCAGAUAGACAGGUGGGCAGGGGAUCUACUGGGGCUGGGCCAGCACCAUUCCAGAGACAAAUCCAGGGCACAUGCAAACUGGGGGACCUCUCCCUUAUCCCCAGUUCUGACCCUGGGUUAGGCCAUGCUACACUAACCUUCCCUCUCCACCUCACACUUUUGCCUCCCUCUCCAUUUUACUUCUUUCCUCUCCCCUUCAUCUUUUCCCUUACCCUUACUGUUCCACCCAGGAGGAGGAAACUUCACAUAGCUGUCCUCACCUUUUAUUUUAAAUGAAUUUUGUUGGGGUUGAGCGGGGCUGCCUAUGGUCUGAAGGCUUUUGGUGCUUGUCCACACACCCACCUCAACCCUUCCUGCCCAUCCUCCUCUAUCUCCUUUCCUCCUCCUGGGUUCAUGCUGUAAUAAAGAAGAUUGUUGGUGUGUAAUUAAUUUGUUCAAAAGGAGAAGAAAAAGCAAAACAAAAAACUUUGUUUCAACUAAAGCCUAUUUUAAUUUUAUUUUAUUAUUUUCCUCAUUAGAAAUAAAACCCUUAGGAAUGUUUUUUUUUGGAAACAUGUUUCUGAAGUGCAUUUCUCUUCAAAAAGAGCAGCCCCUUCCUCGCCUGUUAAUGGAGCAGUUGCAAUGCUAGUUAGUGGUAGUGCCAGGGCCAGGGAAGCAGGGCUCUGAAUUUAAAUCUUACCAACUUCUCUCUAACCUUGGAAAAGAUAUCCAGUUCCUCCCCCCAAGCCAUUCCCUUGUCUUCAGACUGGUGGGUACUGGUCCCUUUUGAUAAUUUGCACAGCAGCUUCUGCUAGCUGUGUGCUCUUAAUUUUCUGUUCUCUGGGGGACUUUUCUUCAUGGCUUUAUUGAGGUAGAGUUUCCAUGCUAUAAAAUUCAGCUGUUUUAAAUAUGUAAUUUGGUGAGUCAGACCAUCCUUGAUGUUUCUCCAUUAGUUCUUUCUGCCCUUAAUGAAUGUGUGGUUAAUUUGUAAUUUCUGUGUCACUGUUAACUGCUCUAUUGAGAUGAAAUUUGCAUAGCAUCCAGUUUAUCCACUUAAAGUAUACAAUUCAGUGACUUUUAGUUUAUUUCAGUCAUUGAAUGAAUCAUCACUGCAAAAAAAAUUUUAGAAUGUUUUUACAACCCUCAGAAGAAACCCCACAUUGCCUAGGUAUUCCCUCCCUACUCCCAUUUGUCUCUUCUGGACAUUUUAUAUAAAUGAAAUUAUACAAUAUGUGAUCCUUUUGUGUCUGGCUUCUUUGACUUGGCAUAGUAGCUUCAAGCCUAUUAGUAGUCCUACAGUAGUUAUAUUUUCAUCCUUCUGAGCCUGAAAGAUGAAGGGACUAUGCUUGACCAGGGACUGACCUCCUGAAAUACGUUUAUACAUGUUUUUGUGGGUAUCUUAUGUGCAUCUUUCUCAGAUUAAGACCCACCAGAUUGCAUCGUAUUUAUAAAGGAACCAUAACCCUCUAAAGACUAAGAAACAUUUUUAUGGUUCUGAGAGUUCUCUGUCUGGAGUUUACCUAGGAGGUAGAGGAAAAAGCAAAAGCUUGGAGGCCCUGCUUCACUGGCUAACUUCCAGGCAUCCCUGGCUUUUCCUAAGUUUUUCCUCUUCUCAAGGUUGUAUAAGGUGUUACAGACUAAAGUCAAAUCUUGAUCCCUAGCUCAGGAACUCAGCACACCAGCACUCUUACUUUGCCCUUCCUCAUUUAUAUCUUCAGAGGAUUAUUUUGCUCCAUUUCUCCCCUUUCCCAGGAUUUCCAGUUGCUAGAAAUCUAGUGAUAUAUCUCACCCUCUUGGGGUGGCUUUCAGGGGUGGGAGCAUGGCUUUAGACCUACCUGCCUUAUGCAGUCUUUUUAGUCUAUGUUGAAAGGUAAACACCAGUAAACAGUGAAUAUCCCUGCCCUGGGAUAUUCCCCUGGGUCCAUUUUGAUACUAAGUUUCAAUCAAGGGUCUUUUGCCCAGCCAUUGGAAUUAAUCAUGGUUUCCAAUAAGAGUUGGAGAUAGCAGAAGAGACACCCAAAGGAACUUGAUCUUGACAUUUUACUACCACUCUACUCCAGGAAGCCAGGCACAGCACAGGAAGAAGUGGCCAAAGGAAAGGUAAAGAUGGUGCCUACAACCUACAGCAACUCCUAGGCUAGUGAACUGCUCAGGCCAAGGUAGGGGUCCUUUGUGGUAUGGGCCUGCCCCUUACCAAGUUCCAGACAGCCUUUUUCAGUUAGCCCUUCCUUCCCUGCCAUAUCCCUUAUACACUUUCCGCCCUCUUCACAGUGUACAUGUAGCCAUUAGUGAAGCAAAACUGUCUUAAUUAGGUUUCUGUUGCUGUGAUAAAACCGAAAGAACUUGGGGGAGAAAGUGUUUAUUUCAUCUUACACCUUGUAGUCCAUCCAGAGAAGAAAGCAGGAACCUGGAGGCAGGAGCUGCUGCAGAGGCCAUGGAGGGGUGCUGCUUACUGGCUUGCUCAUCAUGACUUGCUCAGCCUACAUAUGGUACCCAGGACCACCAGCCCAGGGAUGGCACGGCCCACAGUGAGCUAGGUCCUACUAUAUCAGUCAUCAAUCAAAAAAAAUGUACCCUGGGCUGUCCAAUCUGAUGGGGGCAUUUUCUCAAUUGGGUUUUCCCUCUUUGUCCAAGAAAGCACCAAAUGAGUGGGCAAGUUUUACCUCAGAGUCAUUUAGUUUACAGAUUCCAUCUUGCUGCUACAUCCUACCAGACAGUUCCACUCCUGUCAGGAUAGCACCUGAGUAUGCAGGGAUGGAAAGAGAUAACUGCUUCUAUUAAGGACAAAUCUCCCUCCUCCCCUGACCCCCAUUCUCCUCUUACUGAGACAGAACCUGUAUCCCUGGCUGUCCUGGAACUCACUGUGUAGACCAGGCUAGCCUCAAACUCAUAGGGAUCUGCCUGUCUCUGCCUCCUGAGUGCUUGGAUUAAAGCUGUGCCACCACAUCCAGCAUCUAAGUUCCUCCUUUGGCCCAACUGUGCAUUUCUUCCUGUCUCUAGCUUUUCCAUGCCUCCACUGUGCCUUAAAUCAUGUCCAAAACACUAGGUUUAAUGGUUCUUUAACCCACUUACCUAUUCUGAGAGUUCCUGGAGGAGAAAAACAAGAACCAGGUCUGAGUCCUCUGCUAAUUCAAGGCUGAGAGUUGGGAGGUGGGAAUGAAUUGUGUAUGGUCAGUUCAGAUCAAGCAGCAUUUCCAACUCUACAGUGCAUGUGAAUUCUGUUCGUUAUGCACUGUAUGAAGUCUGAUGAUCCAAGAUGACUGAAUCUGGACCAUGAUCACCAGAGCCCUGAAAGAGAAACAUUAACCAUCUGUCCUAGAAGACCUAAAUUUAGGGGGUGCUUAAAUCCUGGGUGCCACACUCCAUGUAAGAUACUUGGCAAAGUUCUUAGUACACAAGGAAUAGGCCCCUAGUAUAAUAGGCUGGGCCCAGCCAAAACUCACCAAAGUUGUGACUCCCAAUUUCCAUGCAAAAAUACAAUAAAGCCCUACUUAUAUCAGAAGGGGUCUAAGUAAUUGGCAUGUUCAUGGUAGAAAUUUACUGUUAGUAAACUGGGGCAUCAGCAAUACUGGUUAGGUGGGUAGAAGCCAGUAUUGCUAUUGUUCUGUGGAAUCAUUCCCAUGCCUGUCUGUGUUAGGUAUGUAUUGCCAAAAGACAGUAAUAUGGCUGACAUAUUUAUCUAAUCUCUAAAACAAAACUAUGGAGGUAAAUGCAGGAAGAUUGCAAAUUUGAAGCUAGUUGAGUUGUAGAGUGGGACCCUGUCUCAAACAAAAGCCAAAACUGCCAUAAAGCAACAUUUAGCUGACUUCAAGGUCAUUCACAGGCAUCAAUCAAGGUGUCAGCCAGCACAGCUGACAUCUCCAGGCUUACUGGGCUAGGAUGUGUUGGCUCUUUGCAGGAGUCAGUUUCUCACUGGCUGUUGAACAGGUUCAGUCAGUUUCUUGAAUGUGGGGUGGACCUUUUCACAGGGGAGCUCACAAUAUGGCUGCUUGUUUCAUGAGAUCAAGAUGGGCAAGAGUCAGAAAUGACAUUUCAUCAUUUUUACAAUUGACGAUAUUCAUUAGAAGCCAUUAGGAGGAAGAAAGGAGGGAAGAUCUAGACCAUAUUCAGAAGGAAGGAAUUAAGAGGAUGGGGUUUGUUGAGGGUCAUCUUGGAGAUGAACUAUUAUGAUUUACUCUGAUAAUUAUUCAUGUCCCUUCCAUGUACAAAAUAUAUUUACUCCUUAAGUUCUUUUAAGUCACAUCCCAUUACAACAUAUCCUCAAAGGUGCUAAAUAUGAAUGAAUUGCCUUGUGCAUAAUCCCUACAUAUGGCUCAAGUACUGUUUUCUCUCUAUGGCUAGAGCUGUGAAACUUAAAAACACGAGUUGUCCAUCCCUACCACUUCCUAAUAUACAAUGGAGGGAAGGCAUAUACAAACAUUCCAGUUCAAAAAGGGCAAAGGAUAUGUGUAUGCCUCUGGCAAUUGAAGCUACUAAUCUGUUACAAGUUAAAUCCAGCUGGGCAAAUGAAGUUCCUUGAAUUGGUUCCAAGGUGGGACGAUUUUUCAUACUGUUUUCUGGGCUCUUGCUGUUACCUGUGCUUUUUCAGGAGAAGUAGCACAUGUUUGCGAUGGGAAAUUUUUUUCUCUACUGUUUACUGCCAGAAUUUUGGAGGACCAGUGACUUCUUGCAGAGCAUGUGUCAUCAGUUACCAUCAAGACAAAGGGCUUUGACUUCUUUUGGGCAUGUUGAUCAUUCAGCAGUAAACUAGAAUGAGAUUGGCCUUCAGGGCAACCCUGACUUAGAGUCCGCCAUCAUGGCCACUUUGUUCAGAAGCCAACAGGCAGAUAAAAGUGACAGGAUAGAGAUUAGCCACACCCAUAGAAUGGGAUAUCACGUUUGCGAUCUUCCAUAGUGGUGCUUCUUUAUUUGGGUCAUGAAAAUUCUCACAUUCUGCUCAUUCCAAGAUGGCCAGCUAUACACAUAGGCCUUUUCCCUCAGAUGUCUCUUCAACAUUUCAGUCUUGUUCUUCCCUAAUCCUUGACUGCAGACAUGAAUCCGUAAGCUAUCUAUGCUUUUGACUGUUUCUGUGAUAGUAAUUUUAAUCAACCCAAAGUGGAUCUGUAAUUCUGAAAUUAGCCACUUGUAGCCGACACCAGCAUGUCCCGCAGAACAUCUAUAAGCGAAGGUUGAAUAUUGUAUCCCUUAGUUGUCUGGUCUCAAGGAACCCCCUAUGGGGUCUCAGAGGACAGGAAAAAAAGGGUGACAAUGUAGCAAGUGUGCAUUUCCAGACCUUCACAUAAUUGGGCAGACCUGAUAAAAUAGUUAAUGCAAAUUACUAUUUGAUGUCAUGUGCUCAGAUGUUCAUGAGAAAAUAAGUCUACUUUUCUAUUUUUAUCUUUCUUUGCUUCUGAGAUCUUGCUGCUUGCAGUCUUACUCUCCAUUUUUGUUUGUUUUGUCUUAUACAUAUGUUGUAUCUUGGGCCAGUGAGGUGGCCCAGUGGGUAAAAGCACUUGCUACACAAGCCUGGUGGCCUGAAUUCAAUCCCAGGGAUCCACAUAAGAGAGAAUCGAUUCAUGCAAGUUGUCUUGUGUGUACGCUCGCACACAUAAAUAGAUGUAAUAAAAAUACUUUUUAAAA
Molecule: messenger RNA, 14127 nt
Organism: Rattus norvegicus (Norway rat)
Lineage: Eukaryota; Metazoa; Chordata; Mammalia; Rodentia; Muridae
Gene: Kdm5c
Product: lysine demethylase 5C
Biological process (GO): regulation of DNA-templated transcription; chromatin remodeling; DNA-templated transcription
Cellular component (GO): nucleus
Molecular function (GO): histone H3K4me/H3K4me2/H3K4me3 demethylase activity; metal ion binding; histone H3K4 demethylase activity
Source: RefSeq, a predicted model, not a curated record